Messenger RNA from Suillus subalutaceus, 3378 nucleotides. RefSeq lists its product as uncharacterized. The record is from RefSeq and is a predicted model, not a curated record. The transcript is spliced from 15 exons. Bases 1 to 3378 code for a protein of 1125 amino acids. NCBI's taxonomy places the organism in Eukaryota, Fungi, Basidiomycota, Agaricomycetes, Boletales, Suillaceae.
AUGUUAUCUACCACGAAAGAAGAAAAACUUACGUGCCGCUCAUCGGCAUCAGACUCCCCACCUCGCCUCAGUAUCUCGCAUCGGUAUCUUGCGCCAGGUGUACCAUUGGUAUCCCAUAUCGCGUCGGACAAUUUCGGACUCGGACCUUCGAGCUUACUUCUUCCUUUCUCUUCCCUCACACUAUUUGAAGGAAGUGCUUCAAUAGCAGUCCCCUUGGGUCGAAGUACUGCACUCACACCCAUUUGGAUUACCGCACUAGACGAGUUCCAUGCGAACAAGCAUGCAAUCAUCGCUGCUGGUGUUCGUCAAGGAAAAGGUGGUAAAGUCAUUGACAACUGGCAGAUUCCCAAACUCGAGCUCAUGCAGAGUGUCAUCUCCAGCAUCUGCAAUUCCGGCGUUAUAGCACAGUGGUCUGCGGAUGUUACCGAGCAUGCGCACAUCACUGAGGUCAAAGACCCUGCAAGGGCUAGCAACAACAACAACUACAAUCCACAAAUCUGUCGCUAUCUUGAUCGUGCCGAUAACCUGUUAGAUUGCUCAGAGGACUCGGGAGUUGUUUGGGAGGACAAUGCUGAGGAGGAUGAGGAGAUUGAUGAAGAUGUGAAUGACUUUCCUGCGGAGCUACUGUCCCCGAGUCGAAGACCCGGACAACCAUGUCCUAUCACAAAUUACUUUUUGAUCGCCAAAAUACUCCAAGAGAAGGAAAUUGGAUCGGUACCCAUCCCACUUCGUUCUUUUGUCAUUGGGCGCACUGCUCUCAAUCUUGCUUACACUCCAUCUAUCAAGCAUGCUACUGUCGAUGAAAUCGCCAUUAUGUUCGGCCUGCCUGACUUGCGACUGGCUCUCGCCGAUUUUGUAGUCCUAGAAGAGCUGCGCAUGACUGAUGAGCUUCCAUUUGACCAAGUUCCAGUGUGGUUCAAAAUUCGUUUGCAGGAGACCGAGUUUCAUAAUCCGCAUGGUCGUUACGAUACAGUUAUUAUUCAGACUAGCUCAGGGGGGCACUCCUGGCCUGCCAGUGGCCUUUCAGGGCACUCCAUUGCCCAGAUUAGGCUUGUCAUUCGGCCUCUUGGGAGACGGGGGGCACAAUGGGCAUGGGAAGAUAAAUUCUUAACCUACGUCCAACGGUUCAAUAUCUCCAGUGAGCGCGAUCCAACCACUCAGUUCCAUACACUGAAAAGAGCGAUGCGCUCUAAUGGUACACGGAUGGGCGAAAUCAUUCCAGUGUCUCAAUUUAGAGCGCCCAUCCACCCUGUUCCACGUUUUGGUGCUACUGCGGACACCCGUCUCACAGCGUAUAAUAGCAUGGAGCACCCUAAAAGAUACACCAUGUUCUUGGAGACUCCAUUGUUGAAUACCAUUGACAUCAUUUUGUACUCAGUCAUGGCACCCAUAGAACACAGCAAAACCGUAGACUUCGGGAUAAAGCUGGCAUUGUUGAUGUCAGCUCCCCAUGUCAGUGAUGUGCCCACACUGGACAAACUCACCGAUCUCGAGCUUAAUCACUUAAUUGUGGAAGAAGAAGAACCAGCUGAUGCUGUCCAGCCUCUCAGUCAUAUGUUGACACAGAUUUUUAGGACAUUUACCCUUGAGGUCCCAGAUGCUACAGAGCUCCAGAGAACUGUAGAUGGAACUGGGCCCUUCCAAAAUCGCAUCGUGAAUCCGGCAUCAUUCAGUUACCUGAUCUUGAAGAGGGUGGAGACAGAGGAGAAUAGUGGGGCAAACAAGGAGUCUGGAAGUGGAGGUACUAGUGGUGGCGAGGGCCCUGCAGAGGUCAGCACUACCAGCGGCGAUACCAGCCCCAAACCGCACACGUUGGAAGACAUCUUCUCGUCAUUUUUUAACACCACAUGUGGUGCUGUUGCCCAGGAGAAGCCAAAUGAAGUUAUGGCAGCAAACAGCGGAGCAGUGGUUCACACUUGGAGUGCUCACAACUCCACACGUCCCGUAAAGGAUCAAGAAGUCUCGCGGAAGCCAGACCUUGCGUUGUUGGAUGACGUGGAGGCUCGAUGGGACACCAUUAAGGCGCCUCGAGUGUAUUGGCUACAACCCUUCAAUCAGCAUAUUCACGAAGAUGCUUCGCCCUGCUCAACUCGAAAAUCCAACAUCUCGCCCUUCUACGAGCAAACAACCUACAUGAGAUCAAUUGAAGGCACUGGGCCCAAGAUGAUCAUCGACACACCUGAGUCUGACUCAGAGAUAGACCCGGACGUGGAGAUUGGAGAGAGCCUCCCUAGAGACCCCCCUCAGCUAGACAUACCCCAAGAUCCUCUCCGCACAACUUUCUCAGACCCGAUUGGCAGGAUCAUAGUGAACAAUCAUGCAUACGAUAUCCUCGAGGUUAUUUUCUCUAGUCAAGGGCUUGUUGGACGCGGCACCGUCUGCUAUCUAGCCAGGAGGGAUGACGAAGAAUAUAUCAUCAAGGAUCAUUGGGUCCUCGGGAGUAAAGAUGCGGUGUUAAACGAAGUUGAGAUGCUGUGGGAGAUGCAAGGGGUCCAUGGUGUGCCAGAACUAGUUGAAUAUUGGCUUGUUGAGAUCGCACCCAACGAAGUUGAUGAAACAAUGAACUAUCGGUACAAAGUUUUUGGAAGUAUCAAAGGCACCUCUCAUACGCAUGUUCAUUUGGUUUUGAAGCCUCGUGCGCAACCUUUGCAUGCAUUCCAGACCAAAUUAGAGUUGGUAGCGGUCGAGGACCGUCGAAUUCUUCACCGUGACUGUAGUCUAAACAACGCUAUGAUCAAGGAUGAUGGCGACGGGACCAACGGAAUGCUAAUCGAUUGGGAAUUUGCUGUGCAUAUGCAUGCAGAUCAAAAAUACACUAUCGGUGGGACGCUCUCAGAGGCUGUUGGCAAUGUUGCGACAUCUGCUCGCAGCUGGAAGGCAAAGGUUGCCACGGGCCCCCUUGGAGUUAGACGCGAUCUUUCGGCUGAGAGGAGUCAAGAGUGGCUACCACAUCUAUGGGCCGCUGACUCAUUCAAAGCAGGCAGCGAUGUGAAGACUUCGUUUUUUUUCCACCCCAACGUGGACAAACUCAAGAAACAAUUCCAUCCCCACUUCAAGACGCUACUCCCACUUGCGACGCAAUGGUACGACUUGAUGAGGAACAAAGGACCAUCAAGUGUAGUAACUUUCCAGGAGGUCCUCCAUCUAGUGGAAGCGCAACUCGCCAAGCUUCCAAAGGACAAACCUUCCCCUGAGCUUCUGUUUGCAAAGAAGGUCAUUGCAGCUCUCCCGAAAAAGAGACAUGCGAGUGACUUUGAGGGUGAUGAUGGCAAUGAUCAUCUAAACAAACCUUCGAUUAUAGAACGUGGCAUGAUCUGGGGUCGGAAGGGUUGGACGAUGGAAGUUACGCCCCAGCCCAAGCGGAGCAAAACUACAUAA